AUGAAUGCGCAGAUGGAAGCCAUAACUGCGGCACGGACGCCACCUGUACCAACACACCCGGCAGUUUCACCUGCGCUUGUAAUCCAGGGUACAGCGGAGACGGUCUGACAUGCACAGCCUUGCAAAGUUCCACAUUGGCUCCCACGGCCAUGAUCCCGGGAGGCCCACAGCUCAGCCCUUCGCAGACUUGUAAGAUGCAGGCGGACAUCCUAUUUGUUGUCGAUGGUUCCUCCAGUAUCCCGCCUGAAGAAUUCGAAAAGGUAAAGACAUUUCUUAACAACAUCGUUGGUCACUUCGACAUCAGCCCCACAGCUACCCAGGUGGGAGUUGUCCAGUACAGCUCGUCUCCGCAGCAGGAGUUCGCUCUGAACGCGCACAGCUCACUGGUCAGUCUGCAGCAGGCCAUCAGUAACAUCGUUGUCAUCGGCCGCGGUACCAGCACAGGAUCUGCGCUGAUAUUUGCCCGUGAUCAUGCCCUGACCGCGGCUAACGGCGCCCGGCCGGGAGUGCCCAAGAUUGUGGUGGUGAUGACAGAUGGAAUGUCUGCGGACGAUGUGACCCUCCCCUCUCAGAAUCUCCGUAACGACGGCGUCACCACGUUUGCUAUCGGUGUGACAGACAUGGCAACCGACUGGCAGCUGGCCGACAUGGCCGGCAGUCCGGACCACGUUUUCACUGCCUCCGACUUUGAUGCCUUGGACGGCAUUACGGUGACGCUGUCGUCUCAGCUUUGCGAAGAUGAGACUGCGACAUCGGAACCUACAACGACAACCACCCCAACAUCUAUGCCGACCACUACGACACCUCUACUCCCCACUCCUGAACCGGAUACCACAACGCUCAACGAUAAGACUACGACAUCGAAACCAACAACAACAACCACUCAAACACCCAUGCCGACCACUUCCCCAACGCCACCUCCGCUCCCCACUCCUGAACCGGAAACCACAACCAUGAAACCUGCAACAACACAAGCUCACAUCGUCACGACAACGACAGAAACGACACUUGAACCAACGACAGAGAUGAUGACAACGACAGAAACGACACUUGAACCAACGACAAAGAUGACGACGACAGAAACGACACUUGAACCAACGACAAAGAUAACGACAACGACAGAAACGACACUUGAACCAACGACUGAGAUGACAACAACGACAGAAACGACACUUGAACCAACGACUGAGAUAACGACAACGACAGAAACGACACUUGAACCAACGACAGAGAUGACGACAACGACAGAAACGACGCUGGCACCAACGACAGAGAUAAUGACGACGGCAGAAACGACGCUGCAGCAAACUACAGACGUCGCGACGACGUCCGAAUGGCCUACAACAACAGAGGAUAGAACGACGAUUGAUGGAGCAACAACUCCAGACCCCCUUUUGUUCGCUUCGCAGAAUUCCACGUUGACUACCCUGGCCUCCCCUCCGGUAGGUCUACAGCCGGUAGUACCCACAGCGCUCAACAAUAUUGACGAAUGUGCAUAUGGGAGCCACAACUGCAGCCCCGACGCCACCUGUACCGACACAGUCGGUAGUUUUACCUGUGCUUGUAACCCAGGAUACAGCGGAGACGGUCUCACCUGUACAGAUAUUGACGAAUGCGCGGAUGGGAGUCACAACUGUGCAAACGACGCCACCUGUACCAACACAGUCGGCAGUUUCACAUGUGCUUGUAACCCAGGAUACAGCGGAAACGGUGUCAUCUGUACAGACGAUGACGAAUGUGCAGAUGGGAGCCAUAACUGCAGCCCCGACGCCACCUGUACCAACACUCCCGGCAGUUUUACCUGUGCUUGUAGCUCAGGAUACAGCGGAAACGGCAUCAUCUGUACAGCUCAGCAAUGUUUGACACUGAUCGCCCCUGCUCACGGAGCUCUGAGUCCGACAGGACCGUACCAUGUCCAGGACGUGGUGACGUUUAUCUGUAACCCGGGGUACGAGCUGGACGGAGCCUCCAGUGUGACGUGUCAAGCUAACAACAACGGUCUGAUUUGGAGUGAUAUAAUUCCAACAUGCGGAGAUAUUGACGAAUGCGCAGAUGGGAGCCAUUACUGCAGCCCCGACGCCACCUGUACCGACACAGCCGGCAGUUUUACCUGUGCCUGUAACCCAGGGUACAGCGGAGACGGUCUCACCUGUACUGACGAUGACGAAUGUGCAGAUGGGAGCCACUACUGCAGCCCCGACGCCACCUGUACCAACACAGCCGGCAGUUUCACCUGUGCUUGUUACCCAGGAUACAGUGGAGAUGGUAUCUACUGUACAGCUCAACAAUGCCCGACUCUGACCGCCCCUGAUAAUGGAUAUCUCAGUCCAGUAAGACCGCACUAUGACAAGGACGAUGUGACGUUCAUCUGUAACUCUGGGUUCGAGCUAGACGGGGCCUCCAGUGUGACGUGUCAAGCUAACAACAACGGUCUAACAUGGACUGCAGCGGUUCCAAACUGCAGAGAUGUCGAUGAAUGCACAGAUGGGAGUCAUAACUGCGCCCCUAAUACCUGUGUCAACAUUCCCGGCAGUUUUAUCUGUACCUGUAACAGCAACAACAACGGCAAUAGCAUCACUUGUGCUGGUUUACAAUGUCCCAAUUUGAUGGCCCCACUUAACGGGUAUUUGAGCCUUUCUGGUCCACACUACCAGCAGGACGUGGUCACUUUCAUCUGUAAACCGGGGUACGAGCUGGUCGGGGUUUCCAGUGUGACGUGUCAAGCUACCAGCAUCGGUCUUACAUGGAGUAAUACGGUUCCAACCUGCAAAGAGCCCGCAGCCCUGUCACCACCAGAUCUACUACUCUUUGGGUCACCACCACCAGGGCUAAUCUGGGUAGAGCAGAGUGUCUUUAUCCCCUGCGGCCAGACACGUGACCUGAAUACCAAUCAGCGACAACAGCUGCGAGACAACUUCCGUCAGCAGGUGGCGGACAUGGUGGAGUUACCGGAACGUUAUGUCCAGAACGUUGUCAUUACCGACCAUGGGAUUACUUUCGAGCUGCCAGCUGCAGUGCAGGAGAAAUUCCUGACGGUUUCUGCCGAUCUGCUGCGCCAUUACAGUUUUACCGUUGGAGAUGAUAUCAAUCCCCAUCUGUUUCAGAUUCGGGAUCGGACAGACUUCACCGACAUGGAUGUAACGAUAGAGUUCAGCGAGGACUUGACCAGCCAGCUUUCUUACCAGCUGCUCCUAGCUGUCAAAGAGAUGCUGAUGAGUGCUGGUGUCUCUUGCACCUCAAGCAGGUUAUUGGCGAGGGGAAAGGAUUACAUCACUUUCUCCAUGUGGAAAGAACCAGACAGUACAAUCAACCUGAACUUAGAAGUCAAAAAGAUAAAAACAGGACCCCUUCGACUGAAUCUUCAACCGGGCCUGGUGUUAAUUGGUCACGUCAGCUGUUACAAUGGGACCUUUGCCACCAUCUGCCCACAACUAUGCAACUGUCAGACAGAAGACGUCUUUUCUCUUGAGUAUGAGGACCCUGUUGCCAGUGCGGGGCUGUCCACUGCUGACAAGCUCGGGCUGGCUGUCGGCAUCCCCGUAGCUCUGGCAGCCCUAGCAGCACUAGCGGCAUUGCUCAUGUUCUGCCUGAAGAAGAAGGGGACGUACAGGCCACCGACAGUCAAGCCGCGGAGGAGAGUCGUCUCUCCCGCCGUGGACUCGUUCGAGACCAACAUUUAUAGGUCCUCCAUUGACGACAACCUAAGUCACCAGGUCGGUAAGAAGGGGCCCCAGCUGAACCGUUUCCGGGACCCAGACGCCGUGUACGGCCGCCUGUCGUCAUCGUGGUCCCCACCGCCCAGUACGGCCAGCUCCACGUCCACACGGGCGAGCUGGCUCUCAACACCUGAUAUCUACUAGAUAUCCUCGUCUUCAAUGCAACAGAAGAUAACAC
This is a messenger RNA of Branchiostoma floridae (Florida lancelet), 3894 nucleotides long. Its product is annotated as mucin-5AC-like. The transcript has 27 exons. Bases 150 to 3860 code for a protein of 1236 amino acids. NCBI's taxonomy places the organism in Eukaryota, Metazoa, Chordata, Leptocardii, Amphioxiformes, Branchiostomatidae. The record is from RefSeq and is a predicted model, not a curated record. Gene Ontology annotation, molecular function: calcium ion binding.